This is a messenger RNA of Drepanopeziza brunnea f. sp. 'multigermtubi' MB_m1, 3987 nucleotides long. RefSeq lists its product as uncharacterized. Lineage: Eukaryota; Fungi; Ascomycota; Leotiomycetes; Helotiales; Drepanopezizaceae. The record is from RefSeq and is a predicted model, not a curated record.
AUGAAGCAGUGCCAGAGCUCCUACGAUUCUGCGGAGGUAGAGGAGGAACCCUACUACUGCUCACCGGUCUGCGCCCCAGAUGAUAUUCUCUGCUCAGGUUCAGACGCAGAAGACACCCCAGACGAGGUUCACAAGAAGCAUCUGCGUUACGAGGCAGCGGCCCAAAGAGUAGCAACAGGUCACUUACCGGCAAUACUAUCUGCGAGGUUGAAAGGGCCGUUUUCGAAGGAGGGGGGAUGGAUCAAUCCCUGGAGGUACAGGCCCAAGAAGAAGCAAGAUGAUGCAUGGUGGCAGCCUGGCUCAGAGGAUAUGCUGUUUACUCGCGCAAAUGUGAUGAAGAGAGCGGCAGCGCAUGGUUUGGGUUAUUUGACUCCAGCGGAUGCUCUUCGGUGGUGCAAAGAUACGGCAAAAGCUGAGGCAGAUGCUAUCAUCGAGACGAAUAUCGCAAGCGGAGCACUAGUGAGAUCCGUUGAGCGAGACGAGUUCAAUGACGAUGAAGAGGGGGAAGAGAACCUGCCCGCAAUAGAUAAUCGCCACCAAGUAUCAACGAAACACAGACCGAAAAGUUCGGGACCAGCCUCGUCCGCCACGCACGAUCUCUCGAUGCUCAAUAACUUCGGCAAAACACCACAUACUGAUGAAGUCCUGGAAGCAAAUACAAAACUCAUGAAGCGGGCAGCAGACUCACAGUGGCUUAAAGGAUCGUACGUAUCUAAACGGGCUCGAUGGGAGGGUGCAGCCGUGGAUUCGCCAACACCGCUUCCUGAUGUGCUGGACCGAAACCGGCGGAGACGCCAAUUACCUACCAAAGUUCCAGGCCUGGGAGGAGUGGGAGCUCAUUGCCCGUCUCGUUUUUCAGCGGGAUCCCCAGGCAUACCCCAGGGCGCUCGAAAACCACAGCUGCCCACUCAUCAGACUCCACAGCAAGCCACAGGGUCUAAGGUUCGGGCUGACCAUGAACCUGUUGCCAUCUUUGGUCUUGCAAACAGGUCAUCACAGCUUGGACAACUAGAUUUCGACAGCCAGGAGGAUGAUAUUGAUGAGCUCCAGAGCAUAUCACAGGAAAAUGAUCAUCGAACCACUUCGCGAGGGUCUAGUAUCAAAGCACGGAAGACUUCAAGGAACUUGGGAGACCGUUCAUUUUCUGAUCUCGAGCCGGAUGAUCUGAUAGCUAUAACACCUGGUACCAAGCAAAGUCACAGAAUGCAGUCCAACACCUUGCAAAGGUCACACACAUCGAGCUCAAGGCCUUAUGAACUACCAACACUUCCGCGAAGAAAGCCUCGCCCGGAUUUGAAUAGAUCUUCACAUGAAGAAGAAGGCAGCUUUGUUACGGAAGUUGCGCCGUCUUCUAGGAAUCUGGAAAAAUUUCAGUUUAGGAGAAGAACAAGAUACACCCAGCAACCGAAGAGCGAAGCGACCACGAGGGAUUCCAUCAAAAUAGAAGACGAUGAGAGUGUAGCCUCGGGCGAGUCGACACAGCAGGCGCAUGAAGCGCAGAAUAUACUAUCCAAACCAAUGGAAUUACCGGAGAUUCCUUAUACACAUCCCGUAUUACCAGUACAGCAUCCACUAGGCUUAGCUGAAGUCCCUCCGAUUCUUGGGAAAUCAGACAGCCAGACAACACCUCCCCGAAGCGACAAAUCUCUUAGCUGGGACAAGAAUCAUAAUGGACAAGCACCGUCUCUUUCACAGGCAGCGGAGAGUUCUCACCCUCAAUCUCCUCCCAAGUCCAACGCUUCUGCAAUUGAUACGCCUGUACCCAAACCUAAAAGGGCCGGUCCGCCCCGUUCUCCUUCUGUGCAAAACGAUAAUUUGACUACCCCAUUGCAAGAUCACACGAUUGCCAUGGAUUUCGUUCUCGGCUUGCCAGACAUACCCCCUGCGAGCCCGUGGAAAAUGCCUGGGUUUGACGACUUCAAUCUCUCCCAAAGGUUUAGAAUGUCUCUUCAAGGAUCUCCAAAACCGACUCCGCAAAAACGUCCAGAACGGGCUCAGAAGCUUCUGGGCAUCAAUGGCCUGGCCAAAUCACCGCCUCCAAUAAGACAUAUUCCCCGAAACCCCCCCGAGGAGUCUCCAAGGCUUCAGGCGAUCACCAAGUUGGCCGAGUCAUCGCAGAACAUGUACGAUUUCAGCACUCAAUCCUACAAUACCACUCCGCCAGGAUCUUUACCUGCUGCUGGGCAGACUCCCACGUGUCCCUUAAUCGGACUGGACACUAGAGAAACGGAGAACACUACGGGCAUAGAGGACGUGUCUACCGACGAGAUGGCCAGAAUCCAGAUAGAGCUGUCACAGAUCUGUUCCAGCUCUAGCCAUGGUGGGGGCCCUCAUAGCAGCCCGAGGCAGGCGUCUCAAGACUGUCCGCACGAAUAUUCAGUGGUGGUCGAGCAGCCUUCGAGGCCACAGUCAGACAUUAUCCAGGGCUCUACACCCACAGGCCGUGCCGGAUCUCAGUCAAAGGAGCAAUCUUCGGUAGAGAUAAAUACCGCCGGACCGGUCUUGGAAACUACUAAAAUCGUUACCGCUGGAUACGCCAUGUCUUCCGUAGAAAGUGACGGAGAGAAAUUUCAUUCGUCAUCCGUCUUGGUACCCCUGGCGGGCGAGGACACAAUUACCCCUCCAGAAUUAGCCUCAAAGGCAGAUGUGGAGAUCCCUGAGUUGAGCGACCAUAUCCAAGUAGAGUCCGAUGCCGCUGCCUUGCCAGAUGAAUCGCCCGAUCGCGAUGCCGAUGGACAGGAAAGAAACGAGCCCUCUGCCGAUUUUGUACAACCCGAGCCUGAUGUCAACGAACAUCAGACUAGACAAUUCGCUGUUGAUAUGGAGCCCGAGCUGGAUGUUAAUGGAGGUGCCGGUCAGCCCAUUUCCGGCGCCAGUCCACGUUCGGAGUCAAGCUGGGAAGGGUGCAGCCCGCAAAGCCCCUGGGCAGCGGAAGGCUUGAAGGCACUAUCGAUGAAUUCGGUUGAGCAGCCAGACCAGGACAUGACCUUCCAAGCACAUGAAGGAUACUCCCAGGAAGCAUCUGUUGCGCGAUCUGUUGCAACAUCGGACCGGGAGACAUUAGCCUCGGGCUGGGAACAUAUCCAGCGACCACGGACACCUCGUAGAGAUUCUACUGUAUCAUCGCAAAGCGAUAACUCCAAAGCCUGGGAAAUCACAGAGCGACCGCAGACACCUGACGAUAGCGGCAUCACACCUUUUGAAACUUUCGCUUCUCCAGCAAGAUCUCCCGAAAGAAGCACAGCUGACCCGGGCAAUAAUGACUUGAUGAAUACCCAGACCAUUGUGGAAGCAGCGUUGAAGAAUCCAUGGACAAGUGUUACAAAGAACACAUCAGUAGCCAAAGCCAAGAAGCGGGUAUCUUUUGGCGUCUUAGAGGAGGAGGAGGAUCCUACGGAGCACGAACAGACCCGGUUUGCCGUGCGAUUUUCUCCUCCCCCACAAGCAGCGCAUGACCAGCAUGAUGAAGAAGAUAUCUUCCACGAUGGAACAGUCAUAACAAAUACUUUCCGUAAACACUUCGUGGCGGUCACUCGACCAGGAGUAUUCAAACGUAUUUUACCAGAACACAAAGCUUCUCAGCCAACCAGCAGCCCCGGGCCAGAAGCACAAGCAGAGGCCUUCCUUGCAGCUGAUCACAACUUAUCUGAAGGGCGAAGCUGGUCGAUAACUUCCAAGCGUGUUUCCUCUCACUAUCUGGAGACUCGAGGCGAUUCAAACAGCAACAUAUGGAAUGAGUGCGAGAAAGACGACCCUAUGCUCAUGAACCCAUUCGCCAUGACUCCAAAGGUGAGGAGCACGAAUUCCGCAUCGAGUUUCAACAUGGACGAUGUACUCGGGGCUGCCGCAGACUUUCUAGGAGAUUGGUCUGUGGAUUCUGAGCUCAAGAAGGCCAAGGAGCCGCAGGAAGAGGCGCGAAGGGAGCCACGAAUGCGUGGGAGUACUGGCACAGGGCAUAGAAGGAGGAAGCUGUUUGGACUGGUGUAG